AUGUUUGAAGAUUUAAAUGGGAUACUUAAAAGUAGAAAAGAAAGAUUAGAGGAUCUAAUAAAUAAGUUAAGAAAGGAUAAGAUAGAGAUUGAUAAAGAAUUAGCUACUAACUGUUUAAUUCAUAUUGAAUUAGCUAACAAUCCAACGAAAUUAACUAAUCCAGAAAGUAUCAGUGUUGAUGUUGACGUUAUAAUUAAUGAUUUUAAUUGUGAAGCAUCUAUAAUUGAUGAUAAUACAAAUCAAAUGUGUUAUUUAACUCAAGCACCAAUAAAAAUUAAAUUUAUUUCUAAUUGUGGACAUACUUUUGAAGAAUCGGCUAUUAAAGACUAUAUGAAACACGGAAAUAAAAAUUGUCCUGUUAUUGGGUGUAAUAGAAUAUUAAAGAAAAAAGAAUAA
This is a messenger RNA of Hepatospora eriocheir, 396 nucleotides long. The record is from the annotation of a GenBank genome assembly. NCBI's taxonomy places the organism in Eukaryota, Fungi, Microsporidia, Hepatosporidae.